Linum trigynum is the source of this 5604-nucleotide messenger RNA. Lineage: Eukaryota; Viridiplantae; Streptophyta; Magnoliopsida; Malpighiales; Linaceae. The record is from the annotation of a GenBank genome assembly.
GUCUACUUGGCGAGUUUCGGGUUUCCUCGUAAUUCCAUUGUUUUGGUCUUUCUUUUGCUUCUGCAGGUAUUAUGGAGGCUGUGGAAGCUGAACUCCGAAGAAGGGUAGCUAAUUCUUGCUCCUCCGCCUUUUGCUGCUGCAGGUAUUAUGGAGGCUGUGGAAGCUGAACUCGACCUUGUUGUUUGAACGUCGCAGAAGGAAUUCCUCAUAAUGGCAUUGUAAGUGCAUUUGGUGCCUUUGCUGGCAGUCUUUGUGAAGCUGAUGGAGUUGUUUUCUGAUCUUCUUGAGUUUUCUGGGUGUUUGCUUAUUCUCUGUCACUACUCGAGUAAUGUGUAACCUGUUAUCUGGCUUCUUAAAGCACAAGAAAAGCACCAGCCGUCUCAGUUUUCCCUUUUACAAGCUGACUGGCGAAGCUGAGGAAUUCGAUCUUGUAAUCUAAAAUCGUCUGGUGAUUUAGAUGCGGUCUGAACUAGAGCAUUUUCUGAUUUCAUGUUCAUGGUUUGUUAUUUGAGAAUGUAUUUUGCUGGAUGUGGUGCCUGUUUACUGCAAUUUCCGCAUAUGGAUGGGAAAAACGGAUUGGAUUAACUAUAGUUUUCGCUUUAAUCAUGCAGGUGAUUCUGAGUUCAUCAAGUUUCUUGUUAGUCAAAGUUUCAGUUGUUUUUGUGGGCCUUGUUAGCCCAUGUGUGACAUAUAAAAGUAAAAAAGCCCACUUAUUUGGCCCAUAGUACAGUGUGCACACGUGUCUUGUGCCAGUGGCCAACGCGUGUGAAAUUAGUCGCGUCGCGGGUGCUUUCUCGCAAGUCGCAACCCAUCCCGCUCCCACUCUCCCCGAUGAAUCAAAGAGCUUAUAUUUCUGCCGAAAGCGGAAAAUCAGCAAACCUUAAUCGCUCCAGAUUUCCACUCCAAAUGCGAACCCUAAAAUUUUGGCGCCAAUUUUUUCAAAACCUCGCAAAAUCAAAAUCGAUUCGACUUCUUUCUUCCGCAACAUUCACACUAGUUUCUUCUCCAUCUCUGACUUCUGGUACCCUGUGAACAAGCGCUAUUUCCACCAGGGGGGAAAUGGAAGCGGCUGGGGGGCCGGAUGGUGCGGGGAAUCAACCCAGUCUACAAUGCUGGCUCAAGGAGCCAGCUGCCCCUGUGCUCCCGGGGUGGGGCAGGAAGGCUAGGAAGCCAGCGAAGGCUUUGAACGAAGCUGGCAAGCGGGGAGAAGCCAAGACGGCGGCUGAGAGUGACGACGUCCGUGUGCCCAAGAAGCGCGGUAGGAAGCCGAAGAAGCGUUUCGAUGGUUUGAUUGAAGUUGGCCGGCAGGUGGAAGCCGAGACGGCAGCUGAGAGUGGCGACGUCCCUGUGCCCAAGAAGCGCGGCAGGAAGCCGAAGAGGCAGUUUGAGGGUUUGGAUGAAUCUGGCAAGCAUGGGGAAGCCGAGGAGGCGGUUGAAAAUAGCGAUGUGCUUGUGCUGAAGAGGCGCGGUAGGAAGCCGGGGAAUCAGGUGGAGGCUUUGAGUGAAGGCGGUGGGCUGGGUGCAGUCAAGGAGGCAGUUGAGAGUAGCGGCGUGAGUGUGCUCAAGAAGCGUGGUAGGAAACCCAAGAAUCGUGUGGAGGAUUCUAGGGAAGCUGGUGAUCAGGGAGAAGCCAAGGAGGCAGUUCAGAGUAGCGGCGUGAACGUUUCCAAGAAGCGUGGUAGGAAGCCCAAGAAUCAAUUGGAGGCUUUGAGCCAAGGGGGUGAGCAGGGAAAAGCUGAGGCGGUUAGGAAGCAAGCAAUUAGGGGCCGUGAGUAUAGCGAGGAGUUUGGUCCGAUUAAAAAAAGACUGAGGACUAUUGAACCGAAGAAAGUUAGCUUUUCUGAGAAUAAUGGACUAGGCGAUUGGGAAGAAGAGAUACCAGAGAAGACGAAAGGGAAGAAGCGAGGUAGAAGGAAGGAAAUGUAUUUCAGUGUUGGUUCUGAUUUGACUGUGGGAGGUGAACCACGAGUUGGGGAAAGAGAGUUAAAGAAGCGUGGUAGGAAGAAGGGUGGUCUUAUAAGAGAUGCUGGUUCUUUUACUACCGUGUUGCAGGGUAGAACUUGCAGAUCUGGUCAUGGUGCACACCCCAAUCCCGAGGAGGCUAAAGAGAAGUGGCGAUUUAAUUGUCAUCAAUGCAAAAGGAACGAUAAAGGCCCAGUUAUUUGUUGUCAGCUAUGUAAAACAAAGCGAUAUUGUUACAAAUGCAUAGAGGCCUGGUAUCCAGAGAGGUCAAAGAAUGACAUUGCCAAAGCAUGCCCAGCAUGCUGCAACAAUUGCAAUUGCAAAUCAUGCUUGCGCCUAGAUUUUAAAAUCAAGGAACUGAAUAAUCAAAGGUUGGAUCUCACUAAGGAGAAGGAAAUAGAAUGUUCAAAGUAUAUGAUCCGGUUGCUUUUGCCACACUUGAAGCAGUUAGAUGAAGAGCAAAUGACAGAGAGAAAGAUUGAGGCAGGGAUACAAGGGAUAUCACUUGAAGAGUUGGUGGUACCAGAAGCAAACUGUCCACUAGAUGAGCGAAUGUUCUGUGACAAUUGCAAGACUUCUAUUUUCGAUUAUCACAGGAGUUGUUCUAACUGCUCGUCUGAUCUCUGCCUUAUUUGCUGCCGGGAGAUCCGUCAUGGAUGCCCGCAUGAUGGCAGAUCAGAGGUUGCUGUGGAAUUUAUAAACAGAGGGUUCUCUUAUUUACAUGGUGGAGAGAGUGAAAAAGUUGUUCCUCCUCUAAAUGACAUAACUGUUGCAAGUAGCUCCGAGGACCAUGUGAAAUCAUGCUAUGGGUGGACUGCAAAUAAAGAUGGAAGUGUUCUUUGUGGCUGUGGUAGUGCGACUCUAGAAUUGAAAUCAGUUCAUUCAGGAAGUUGGUUGUCAGCUUUGGUGAAGAGGGCAGAGGAUACUGCCCAGAGAUUUAAUUUGGAAUUAUCUAGACCUCAUGCUGAACAAUGUGUGUGCUCCAGCGAGACAAGUGACAAGGAAAGAAGUGACCAUGAUGAGUUGUUAAAAGCUGCAUGUCGUGCUGCUUCUGAUGACAAUUAUUUGUUCUAUCCAAGGGCUACAGAUAUUAAGGAGGAGGAUAUAAAGCACUUUCAGUAUCACUGGUUGAAAUCUCAGCCUGUCCUUGUAAAAAAUGUGCUUGAAACUGGUUUUGGUUUAAGCUGGGAGCCAAUGGUUAUGUGGCGUGCCUUUCGUCAAGUCACCAAAUACAGAGAUCAUGAAGCCCUUGUCAAUUUGAAGGCCAUUGAAUGCUUGGACUGGUGUGAGGUGGAAAUUAAUGCUCAUCAGUUCUUCAGGGGAUACUCAAAAGGCCGGCAAGAUGGGGAAGGAUGGCCACAGAUAUUGAAGCUGAAAGAUUGGCCUCCAUCUAAAAUGUUUGAUGAAAAUUUGCCCCGGCAUGGUCUGGAAUUUAUUUGUUGUCUUCCCUUUAAGGAGUAUACUCAUCCUAUUGAUGGACCUUUGAACCUUUCUACCAAAAUGCCUAAAGAAUGUCUGAAGCCAGAUUUGGGGCCUAAGUCAUAUAUAGCUUAUGGAUUUGCUGAGGAGCUGGGCCGUGGUGAUUCUGUCACCAAGCUUCAUUGUGACAUGUCGGAUGCGGUGAAUAUCUUGACUCAUACUACUGAAGCAACUUAUGAAGACACAGAUAUACUUGCUAAAAUAGAGGGUCUGAAGCAAAUGCAUAACGAGCAAGAUAAGAAUGAACUAUUUGGGGACAAUCAAGCUGUAAGUGAGCCCGAGAAAAGCAUGCAUAAAAUGGAGAGCCAAGGCUCGCCUGCAGAUGAUGAAGAUGACAAGGACGUGGCUUGCGGACGGGAAGGUCCUUGGCCGAAGUUGUCUGCCUGUGUAGAAGGAUCAGAGCUGAAAAAUAGCGAUGGGGAUGUUCUGGUUAGAAGCAUUGAAAUUGGUAUGGAUCUUAAUCAUAUAGGCGAAACAGAAAAUGAAGACGGUCAACUAAUUGUCACUGAUCUUUCAAAGGAAUCAAAGUUGGAAAAAAACAGUGAAGAAAUGGCCCAAGAUGGAGACGGUCAACUAAUUGUCACUGAUCUUCCAAAGGAAUCAAAGUUGGAAAAAAUCAGUGAAGAAAUGGCCCAAGAUGGAGGUAAGGAUAAUGGUACAUCCAAGAGUAGUGUAGAGGAGGGAGCUGCACUGUGGGAUAUUUUUCGUAGUGAAGAUGUUCCUAAGCUGGAGGAUUAUCUUAAAAGGCACUUCAAAGAGUUUCGGCACAUACAUUGUUGUCCAUUGCCCAAAGUUAUCCACCCAAUUCACGAUCAGAGCUUUUAUCUGUCCACAGAGCAUAAAAAGAAGCUGAAGGAGGAAUAUGGCAUUGAACCUUGGACAUUCGUUCAGAAACUUGGAGAUGCUGUGUUUGUUCCUGCCGGCUGUCCUCACCAAGUGAGGAACUUAAAGUCGUGCAUAAAGGUAGCCGUGGACUUUGUUUCACCAGAGAACGUGGGUCAAUGCAUUCGUUUGACAGAAGAGUUUCGCCUACUUCCUCCUAACCACAGGGCUAAGGAGGACAAGUUGGAGGUGAAGAAGAUGUGUGUUUAUGCCAUGGACCGGGCUGUGAAAGCUCUGGAGCAGAGUGAGAAGUUAGACGUUGAAGAGAAGGAAGCUGUGGCAGACACAAAGGGGAGGGGGAGGGGUAGACCAAGAGGACGAGGCAGAAAGUCGAAGUAGGACAUGCUCGGUGAUCGGCAUGUGGUGUAAAAUGAAGUUCCAAGUAACCGACUGUUGUUGUGACAUUACCUAGGACUGAUAGGGUCGUUUAGGUACAAGGUUUCUCCAAGGAACCUUUGAAAGCAUGCCUAUGGAAGGCAUGCCACUUCCCUAGGCCAGGUGCUGCAAUCUAGUUUGUAUCACAUCUAGGUGUUAAUUAUGAUCCUCAGUAGUCGCCUUGCUUAUGGCUGGGGAAAGGGGUUGGUAAAAAUGGUUGUAAAAAAUUGAACAAGAGCAGCGAUUACUGUGGUGAUCCGGUUGUUAUUGUCUUGGUUUUGCGUUUGUUUGUGGGUUGAAAUUAGUUACCAAGAAUAGCAAUUGCGUGAAUGGAUUAUAUUUUAUGGUGAAAAGACAAAGAAGAGAAGACUGAGGGGAAAGAAAGGCAUGUGAAUGAGGGUGAUUGGUGAAGUGGACAUGAAACCAACUAUAACCAGUCUCUGGUCUGUAUUAUUAGUGGCAGAAUGUAAGGUUAGCAUUUCUCGUAAUUAACAUUUUCCCUCCAUGAUAUUGGUCAAGUGGGAUGGUGUGUAAAGGAAUAAUGAUGAUCCAUGAUUUGAAUGCAGAUUGCAUAGGGUAGAAAAUAUGAGGACCAAGCAAUCAUAGCAGCUCCUUUCAAAACCCUAGCUAGAAUGGGACAGCAAGUCAGGCAUUUAUAGCAGCAGGCUGUGGCCACCUUCCUAUGUUUGGAAACUUGGAAAUGGACUGUCAUGUGUGCUUUCUGACUAUUGGUUGCCACACAAUCUGGUAAAACAGGUUUUGUUCUGUAACAACAAUAAUAAUAUGCACACUCUUCAAUUUACCUACCCUCUUUAUUUUCUACAUCUCCACUUGUGUCUAGCUGAAAAUGGAGGGAGGAAGUAACAUAGUAGGGUUUAUAAUGGAUAAUGAAGAAAUCAGACUCAU